CAGGCUAAAUGCAUCAGGAAAGUUAGGAUUAGCCAUCCUGCUUCUUAUUACCUCGUUACAUCUUCCCAAAACCAUAUCGUGCAUGUUCGUGAGCAAUGAGUCCUGGCCGGAAGGAAAUGGAAGGAUGGCCCAACGUCAGUGGAUAUCCGUUCACAUAACACACACCGAGGACCACAUCAAACAGCCGUACUGGACUGAUGAGGAAGGUACAAAGAGUAGCAAGUGCUUGAUGCCGAUCACAACUUCCUUCGACGUUCUGAUGGCACCUGCCGACUGGAAGUCCGCUAACUGCAGGAUGUAAUCAUGGCCUGAGGCAGUGUAAAUGUUUACCGUCUCCGAAACAAUCUCCUCUUCUACAAGUUCAACAGAGUUCUCUCGAUAUCUCAUUAUCCUAACCGACUCGGUCGCUCUUCAAAGCUCCCGCCGACAACCGGACAUCCCCCCAACUAGCGUCAAUCAGUACCUCUAUCAACAUAAUCACAGAUUAUUCUCUUACCAUGAGAAAGCAGCUUUACUUCCCUCCUCUCCCACCUAGCGAAGGCGACGAGAGCCCAGAUGUGCCCGAAAGUCCCAGCCCCAGUACUCCCAGAUGCCCGGUACGCAAGCCACCUGUAGUCUGGUACCACGGUCAGCUUGACGAAAUAGCCCAUGAUCUCAAAGACACAAUCUUAGUCGCCCUCGACUUCGAAAUGAUCGACCAUCCAAGGCACCAAAAAGUCCUGUCAGAAUCGCAACGGAUGUCCGAGCUCGGGAUCGCCGUCUACGACCCCCGAGAUGCCGCUGCCUCCGCCACGCAUACAAUCGAGGAAAGACUCCAGAAGAUUCACGUCAGGCAUUACAUCGCCUCCCGCUGGCGCAAAACCACCCCCUUGACCUGCGACGCCUUCAUGCACACCACCUGGCCCGGCAAAGGCGGGAAAAUAGUUGGCCACGUCGCCCACCCCUACGACGGCGUCUUCGCCCGAUCCCGCAUCCGGCCCGCUCGCGCCAUCCGGGACAAACUACAAGAUAUCCUCAACCGCCUGCCCACCCGCGGUCUGACCACCGAAGAGAUCGCCCAAGGCCAGCGAAGACCCGUCAUCCUCCUCUUCUGGGACGCUAGAUUGGAGAUCAAGAUCAUGUCGCAGUGGGGAAUCCAGCUCCCUGAGUACCCUGACCCUGCGGGAAACAAGGCGAAGGUCGAGCUAUGGGAUCUCCAGAAGUGGCAUAACCUCCAGCGGGCCAGGCGGAACGCGGAGACGAGCGAUUCGGCCUACAACUUGCUGGCGCCGCUUGGGGUCCUGGCGUGUGGGCACAAUGCGGGCAAUGAUGUUUUUGCGAUGCUGGCGGCGUUUUUGUACUUGCUUCAUAGCGAGGAGGGGGCGUGGAGUGAGUAUAUGAGGGACUUUACGUGGUUUCCGGAGGAGUAUAUGGUCAAGCUGGAUUGGGUUGAUCCGGAGGUUGCGGAGUUCAAUGAGCGGCUGGAUCCGAAUUGGGAGAUUGGGUCGUGCUUGGGAUGCUUUCUUUGACCGACGUGUCUUGUUUGGUUUGGGGAGCGGUUACUUGGAGGUCGGCAGUACUGGCCAUACACUGGCAUACGGCAACAGAACUGGAAGACAGGCCCUGGGCACUGCAUAGUCGGAUUGGUGUUGUUCGUUUUGGAUACUGGAGGCGGUCAAUACUUGCCUUGCACACGGGAUACAGGUUAGAAUGAAUGCAGGGAAUCAUGGA
Molecule: messenger RNA, 1710 nt
Organism: Neurospora tetraspora
Lineage: Eukaryota; Fungi; Ascomycota; Sordariomycetes; Sordariales; Sordariaceae
Exons: 2
Coding region: 498-1508 (336 amino acids)
Source: RefSeq, a predicted model, not a curated record